GCCGGCCAGAGCCAGGCCGAGGAGCAGGGGGAGGGGAGCCAGGCGCGCGCAGAGGAGGACCUCGAGGGCAGGAAGGCCGAGGUCAUUGCCAUGGACCCACCGCUCCCCGGGUGCUACAUGCGCCUGCCAUCUGGCUGCCCGAGGCAUCGCAAGAAAUCGACCCUGUGGCGCCGCGACGUGGAGGCGGAGAGCAUGCACGCUGAUGAAGCCCAGUGCAAGAUGCGCAAGCAAUAUUGGGACGAGUACUGUGGCAGCACGGACACAAGGAUCAUGUACGUUCCACAGGAUGUCGGUGUUCGAGCGUCUGAGGAAGAGAGACCGAGGCCCGUGGAGGAGCCGAACCCAUCCGAGGAGCAGAAGCCAGCCGAGGCCGCCCAGGAGGAAGAGGAGGAGAAGCAGAAGCCAGCCGAGGAGCAGAAGCCAGCCGAGGCCGCCCAGGAGGAAGAGGAUGAGAAUCAGAAGCCAGCCGAGGAGCAGAAGAAGGUCAUGCCUGCCCAGGAGGACCCCUGGGAAAAGAAGGCUGACGAGGUCAUCAGCGGGGAGCCGACGCUUCCAGGUUGCUACAUGCGCCUGCCCUCUGGCUGCCCGAACCACCGCAAGAAGUCGACUUUGUGGAGGCACGACGUGGAGGCGGAGCGAAUGGAGGUCGACGAUGUCCAGUGCCAGACCCGGAAGGUCUAUUGGGACGAGUAUUGUGGCAGCACAGACACAAGGAUCAUGUUCGUUCCUCAGCUCGACGAAGCUCGAUCUCCUGAGGAACCAGACUUGGAGGAGGUACUGA
This is a messenger RNA of Prorocentrum cordatum, 781 nucleotides long. The record is from the annotation of a GenBank genome assembly. Lineage: Eukaryota; Dinophyceae; Prorocentrales; Prorocentraceae.